AUGUCUCGGACCAGUUUGAUGGCUUCAGCGGUGAUGUUUUUGACUCUAGGUAUUCUCCCCCUCUCCCGCUUCUUGAUACCCUGUCCUCUCGACGAGCCCAACGGACAAGCAACAGCACAGCAACAGCACAGCAACAGCAACAGCACAGCACAUCGCCACAUUGUCUGAUUCGGGCUCCUGCAGGUGGACCUUGACAUGCCGAUAAUGCAAUUAGACCAGUGCGCUCGUACACACGGCCAGCCUCAGCGAUGCGUGUGGCUGGUUGGUUUUCGAUAAAUCAUUCUUUAUGGAUCAACCUGUUUCUCGCCCCCCCUUUGGCCUUGCUUGACGCCUAACCCAACGCAGGUGCCGCGCUGAUCACGAUCUGCUUGCUUCUCUCUGUGCUCGAGAUUCCUUUGCUGAACUGCUUCUUACGCAUCAAGAUAAGAAGACGAAGAGGAGGAACAACGAGAGAAGAACAAGAAGGACCAGAGAGGAAUCAGAAAGAAUAACAUUGAAGUCAUCGACACAAUGGAAUCGGUGAUGGACUCGGGCGCGCCGGCGCUUCCCAACAACCCCCCUCCCGCCAUCUGGCGGAGCACCGCCGACGACGACUCGACGCUGCUCGACGACCUGGACCACGAGCCGACGGUGCUCAAGUCGUAUCGCGACUGGGACGAGUGGAAGCGCGACAUCCAGCCGCACGUCGACGUCUUCAUCUGGCGCUACAUGUGGUCCGACCGGGCGGCCGACGAGCUGCGGGCGCGCCCGGUGCCGCCGCAGGUGCAGCAGUUCAACCGCCACGCCCGCGACGUGUCGGAGCUGACCAAGGACGAGUUCGACCUGUACCACGACCAGAACAAGGCCUACUACGCCCGGAAGCAGGAGUACGACCGCCAGAACGACAUGGUCGACCGCACAAAGGCCCUGAUCCUGCGCACCGUCGUGCCCGCAAAGGCCGAGCUGCUCGACGACGGCAAGACGCUGCGCGAGUGGGUGGCCCUGCUCAGGGACACGACGGCCCCGACGUACCGCCAGCGCAUCGAGAUUGAGCGCGGCAACUACAAUGCCGUGCUGGAGCGCUUCGACCUGGACGGGGGUGGUAGUGGGAAUGGCAAUGGCAAUGGCAAUGGCGGCGAGACGGACUGGGCGCACGAGUGGUACAGCGCCGUGACGAGGUGCCACAAGCUCAACUUCCCCGAGACGCUGUGCGGGACCUGGCUGCGGGACCUGGCAGACUGCAUCCUGCCGUUCUCGCCGCCGCUGUUUGACAAGUUCAUGCUCGGGGCCGACAGGCUGGAUCUCGCGGCCAUUGAGUGGCGGGCCGAGGCGGAGGAGGCCAUGGCGUUUAAGAAGACGCACAAGUGCAGCGGCGAUUGUGAUGAGAUGAACAACAACGCUGGCAAUGGCAGCAGACGAAGCAGCAGCAAUAGACAGCAAGAGGCCCCCAGCGAGAGCCAUUUCAACGAGGCAACGUUGUCGUCGUCGUCUGUCAGACCUCUCCAAGCGGUGCCCUCGGAGGAAAAGGAGGUGGUGGAGCUGGACGCCGCCUCGCCCAACGACGGAGACCGCCUGUGGACGUUCCUCGAGGUGUACCGCGAGAUUCGCGACCUCGAGUUUGGGGGCUCGGAAGCAGACGUGGCCAUGGGCGACGACGGCGGCGACGACGACGACGACGACAUCAACAACAACAAUGCGGACGCGGCGUCGGGCAAGGGCUCGGACUCGCCGCAGUGCCCGGCGUGCAACCUGCGGGGCCACGAGCUGCGGCACUGCUGGUACGCGUUUGAGGAGCGGCGGCCGCGAGGGGUGAUGCUGAGCCGGGCGCGGAUGCGGCGCGUGGAGAGGGCCAUCCGGACGGACAAGAACCUGGAACAGCGGGUGGAUGAUAUCUACACGGCGUUUACGGGAGGGAGGUUUUACCAGCGGCAGCUGAUGCUCGGAUCGACGCAAUCUGCGUGGUGA
This is a messenger RNA of Trichoderma reesei QM6a, 1944 nucleotides long. RefSeq lists its product as hypothetical. The coding region runs from base 511 to 1944 and encodes 477 amino acids. The transcript has a single exon. NCBI's taxonomy places the organism in Eukaryota, Fungi, Ascomycota, Sordariomycetes, Hypocreales, Hypocreaceae. The record is from RefSeq and is a predicted model, not a curated record.